AGGGAGGUAUAAAGAGAGGGAGGGAGUCAUAUAAGAGAGGCAGCCAUAGAGGGAGAGGUGACAGAGUAGAUUAUCCUCCUCUCUGCCAGCCUCAUCAUGUUCAUGCUGCAGAUGUUGACUGUUAUCUCUCUGACUGUUAUCUUCCUGGCAUCUGUAGAAGCUAAAGGUGUGCAGAUGCAGAGGGAUGUCCAGUGCUGCAUGCUGUACUCCCACGGCAAGGUGCGUACCAAAGACGUGUUGCGGUUUGAGGUGCAGACGGAGGGGCCCGACUGCAGUAUACAAGCCAUCAUUCUUUACACGAAGAAGGCGGUGAAAUGUGCCGACCCCAGAGACCGGAAGGUGAAGAGGUUGCUGAGGAAGCUCCUGCAGAGACAGAGAACCAAGGCCCACCGAACCAUGUGGCUGCUUCCUCAUGACAACCUGCCCGUCAUGUCAGAGGACAAGAAAGACAACUGGGCGGUUCUCAAUGUGGAGUGACCGAGCGCUGUCAAGUUUGGAGGAAAACUCAUAGUCAUAAGCCAAGUAAACCUUCAGCAGCUCGUCUUGGUUACACGGCGACGUUGUCUGAUUCUCCAGUCAUCUUGUGUCUCCUUCUAUCUACACUAUCAGAUCUGGGCAGCAAUACAUAUUUAACUGGCUUUAGAUAUUUAAACAUGAACCGCGCUUGAAAUAUUUCCAACACGUUGCGUCUCGACAGAGGAGUGGUAUUUGUAAGAUAAGUUGCAUUGAUUUUUAUUUUCUUCUCUUUUUUUAGUGGCUUGUACUGUUAUUUGCCAGAGUCUGCCUGAAAGUGUCUCCCUCUACAACUACUACUUAACUACUCGAUGUGAGAUGAGUGAAGCUGCUGCAAUGAAACGAGCAGUGAUAUUAAUAUUGUAAAUCAGCAAAAGUGCUUAUUUGUGAUGUGUAUACCUUCGAUGUGUAACGACACUUCACACAGUAAAGUAAAAGCGGUUUGUCACAGUAAACUUCAGGUGCAGGAUAAUCCAGAUUUCAGUUGUAAGAAGGUUUUCAGGCAUUUAGACUGUUU
Messenger RNA from Amphiprion ocellaris (clown anemonefish), 1030 nucleotides. It is a transcript of the gene ccl44, whose product is annotated as chemokine (C-C motif) ligand 44. Gene Ontology annotation, cellular component: extracellular region. The record is from RefSeq and is a predicted model, not a curated record. NCBI's taxonomy places the organism in Eukaryota, Metazoa, Chordata, Actinopteri, Pomacentridae. Gene Ontology annotation, biological process: chemokine-mediated signaling pathway; immune response; positive regulation of GTPase activity. The coding region runs from base 97 to 477 and encodes 126 amino acids. Gene Ontology annotation, molecular function: chemokine activity; CCR chemokine receptor binding. The transcript has 5 exons.